Cercocebus atys (sooty mangabey) is the source of this 2025-nucleotide messenger RNA. RefSeq names its product lymphocyte antigen 6 complex, locus G5C (gene LY6G5C). Bases 1302 to 1754 code for a protein of 150 amino acids. The transcript is spliced from 3 exons. Gene Ontology annotation, cellular component: external side of plasma membrane. Lineage: Eukaryota; Metazoa; Chordata; Mammalia; Primates; Cercopithecidae. The record is from RefSeq and is a predicted model, not a curated record.
GAUCCUAAAAGUAAAAACACGGAGUUUCUGAGUCAAGACUGAGCUGGCGGGGUGGGGACCGAAUAGGCGAGGUUGGGAAGCCCAGCGGGUCCCCAGUGGAGAAAACGGGUGAGACGCCUUGUGCCGCGAUCUCCAGAAUUCGCCUGGGAGGUGGGGUGGCGCUACGGCGCCGCCUUUCUGGGGAGCCGCCUCAGGCUCUGGAUGUCCGCUGGGGCCAGACGUUUGGGUCCCGACCUGCGGUUGGCACUUCCCAGGUUUCUUCCCCUGGGAACAGAGCUUGAGCAGGGGGCCACCCCCGCGUCCUACCGGAGCUCUGAGGUGCUGUCAGGCGCGGAGAGCGAACGCGCUGCGCCAGAUUCUGUGGGCGCCGGAGAUCAGGCCCACUGAGCCGCAGCUGAACUUAGGCGGGGCAGGAAAAAGGAUGAGGUGGGGGAAGGCGCUGGGUUCCCGGAACCCCAAGGGGACACUGAGCUGAGUACGUAUCGCUUGGGAUCCAGGUGUCCUCGUUUUGGGAUGUCUGACAGGUGUCCCCAGGGUAUGAGAAGUGGGACUGGGCACCCCCUAUUUUCUGGUGUGUUUUUUUGUUUGCUUUUUUUCUUUUUUUUUUUGAGACGGACCACGUUUCCUGUCUUGGAAAAUGGUACCACUUCUUUGUGCAAGCCUACCCCAGUUCCCUCAUCCCUCGUUCAGUCCAACAGCAAAUCUGUCCAGUCUUCUAAAUGUAUCUCAGGUUCAGUAGCCCCGCCUCCUCGUCCCUGCCCAUCUUCUGCUGGACCAGUCCGCCAUCUUGUGACCGGAUUUGGGAAUAGCGUGCUACUUCCCGGCGGCCUCCACUCUUGACCCAAAUGCAAUGUGCAGCCAUGACAAUCUUUUACAAACAGAAAUCGGAUCAGGUUACUCCUCUGCCGAAAUCCCUCAGGUCAGUGGUUUAACUGUCGAGGUGCUCCUGGCAGCACUCUGCCCUCCCCACAUCAUUGACGAUUGACUUGUCUCCCCUACUGGACUGUGCCCUGUGAGGGUGGAGACUUUGUGCACGGUUGUAUCCCCAAGACCUGAUGCAGUGAUUCAAUAAACAUCUGUCCAAUUAAUAGGAAAUAAAGUUCCCUUUCUCAUUCCCCUAUUGCUGGACCCCUGCCCUCAAGCAGGAUGUUAUGCCCCAGAGUGGCUGUGGGUGAGAACAUUCUGCCCCUCUGGCUGGUCUGGCACUGAUUUCCACCCUGAGUUGGUGUUGCCUCUCUCCUUCCUCUUGGCCAACCUCUCUUCCACCAAUAUAAGCCCAAACUGGAGGCCAGCAGGCAGUCAUGCGUUUUAUGGCAGGCCCUGCAGGGAGCCAGAAUCCGGGUCCCAUGUGCUUCCACAGCAGCCUCCAAGCCCUGUACACCGUCCUCUUAAUAGUGCUGGUCAUGAUGAGCUUGGUGUUUGGUAAGUUUGUUCCUGUCAAUUGGGAACGCCCUCAACCACUUCCAGUCCCCAAAUACCUGCGCUGCUACCGAUGCCUCUUGGAGACCAAGGAGUUAGGGUGCCUUCUGGGAUCUGACACCUGCCUCACCCCGGCUGGCAGCAGCUGCAUCACUCUCCACAUAAAGAACGGCAGCAAUUCUGAUGUCAUGGUGAGUGACUGCCGAAGUAAGGAGCAGAUGAGUGAUUGUUCAAAUACCGAAACUUCUCCGGUGUCUGGCUUCUGGAUAUUCUCUCAAUGCUGCUUCCUGGAUUUCUGCAAUGACCCUCAACACAGAGGGCACUAUAUUUCUUAGUGUGACUGCAACAACCUUUGGUGUAAAAUUCUACCAGUUUCCAGCCACCUUCCUGACUUCUUUCUGGGCUUGGCCAGGACUUCUAGUCCCUCAUACCAGCCCUCCUUGGCUCCCUCCAGUCAGUGGACCCCAGCCUUGGCUCUUCCUCUUGGUUGGCACCCUUCAGCACCCUUACUCCCACUCUGCACCCCCAGCCCCACCGCCCACCAGGUUUCCUCUCUUGUCCUUAGUCCCUGAUGUUUCUCCCAAAUAAAUUUGUGUGCAAACUGUU